Messenger RNA from Lactuca saligna, 1765 nucleotides. Lineage: Eukaryota; Viridiplantae; Streptophyta; Magnoliopsida; Asterales; Asteraceae. The record is from the annotation of a GenBank genome assembly.
AUGAGAGAUGAUAAGUUUAAAAAACUUCAAAUUCAUGCAAGAAAGCAUCUUUUUGCUGUUGGGUGGUCGAAUUUUCAUCUAGAACAUGAUUCUGGUAGGAAGGUAAUUGUUUACAGUUCACCAAAUGGAAGAAAGUUCUACAGUCUUCAUGAAGCCUGUAGUCAUUAUAUCAAGGAAUCCUUUUGCUUUGACUUUAACAAGACUUUCAAGAACGAAAAUGGUCUUUUGCAUACUGAAUCCCCAAUAAAAAAAGACGAAUCUUUGAUGACUAUUACUAAUACCCAUGUGUUAAGAUCAAGCAAAAGGGCACGAAAAGACGUUUCUUCAUUGUUUCAAACCCCAAGAACUGUUUUAUCUUGGUUGAUUGAUAAUAAUGUUGUUUUGCCUCGAGCAAAAGUGAAAUAUAUUUGUAAGAAAAAUGGUUUUACAAUGAAGGAAGGUCGAAUAACUCGUGAGGGGAUUAAGUGUAGUUGUUGUCAAUCUACUUUUAGCCUCUUGAAGUUUCAAUCUCAUGGUGGAAGCUCUUAUGGGAGAGCUUCUGCUAACAUAUUUCUUGAAGAUGGAAGAUCAUUACUCUAUUGUCAAUUGCAAAUUAAACUUGAUCAAAGUUCAAAGUCAAAUCCAAAAGGAAACCAACAUGAAAUGGUGAAUGAAAAUGAUUAUAUAUGUUCUGUUUGUCAAUAUGGAGGGGAGUUAGUGUUAUGUGAUCAAUGCCCUUCUUCAUUUCACAAAUCUUGCGUGGGAUUAAAGGAGGUUCCUGAUGGUGAAUGGUUUUGUCCAUCUUGCUGUUGUAGAAUAUGUAAUGAGAACAGAUUUAGUGAACAAAAUACAAAUAGUGAAAUGAUAAAUUGUGAACAAUGUGACAAACGAUAUCAUGUAGGGUGUUUAAAAAGAAAGGUGGGGAGUUAUCUUGAAGCAAAUUGGUUUUGUAGUUCAAGAUGUGAAGAGAUAUUUAGGGGUCUUGAAAGGGUUUUAGGGAAGUCGAUUCCAGUUGGGAGGGAUAAGGAUAACUUAACAUGGACCUUAAGAAAAAACAAGACAUUUGAAUGUUCUUCUACUUCUAAUGAUGAAGCUUUAAAUAUGGAGGAAAUAAUAGAGAAUUAUAGCAAGUUGAAUGUUGCUAUUAGUGUCAUGCAUGAAUGCUUUGAGCCAGUUAAAGAAGCUCGCACUGGGAGAGAUAUUGUUGAAGAUGUUAUCUUUUGUAGAUGGUCAGAGCUACGUCGGUUGAACUUUAAGGGUUUUUACACUGUUUUUUUGGAGAAAGGUGAUGAGCUAAUUUCAACUGCUACAUUAAGGGUUUAUGGAGAAAAAGUAGCGGAAAUCCCACUUGUUGGAACACGAUUCCAAUACCGUAGACGUGGAAUGUGUCAUAUUCUCAUGCACCAACUUGAAAAGAUUCUUACAGAGUUAGGAGUGAAGAGAUUAGUUUUGCCAGCUGUCUCAAGCGUUCUACACACUUGGACAAGAUCCUUUGGCUUCUCAGUGAUGACAGAAUCCGAAAAAUUCAAACUUUUAGGCUUCACUUUUCUUGAUUUCCAAGGCACUACAACAUGCCACAAAAUCUUGGUCAAACCUUGUUCCUCAAGGAACAAUGGUCACGAACCUCAAAGUGCAACAACAAAUAUACAACCAAAUUGUUACAAAAGGAUAAAAUUUAGGCGUCUUUCCGAAAGUAACUUCAUUGAAAUAUGUAAAUAGAGGCUAAUGAUCUUUAACCAUGUUUUUUUGUAUAAAAAAAUGGUGAUAGAUGAAAAAAGAAUGCAUG